Etheostoma spectabile (orangethroat darter) is the source of this 2390-nucleotide messenger RNA. It is a transcript of the gene zbtb26, whose product is annotated as zinc finger and BTB domain containing 26. Gene Ontology annotation, biological process: regulation of transcription by RNA polymerase II. Lineage: Eukaryota; Metazoa; Chordata; Actinopteri; Perciformes; Percidae. The transcript has 2 exons. Gene Ontology annotation, molecular function: RNA polymerase II cis-regulatory region sequence-specific DNA binding; DNA-binding transcription factor activity, RNA polymerase II-specific; protein binding. The coding region runs from base 306 to 1616 and encodes 436 amino acids. The record is from RefSeq and is a predicted model, not a curated record.
UCAUUUAAAAACAGAGGUUAAUGAUAAGACUGAAAAAUUGAUAGAUUGUAUUUAUCAUAUUAUUACUUUUGUUCAACGGUUAUGUGAUAAAAGCAGCGCUGACUGAUUGAAAUUUAGGAAAGUGAAUCUUUGAAGAGAUUGGUGAUGAGAGGUGGCGGUUGUGUUGCACUGGGCCUUUAAAUGGAUUUUGCAUCCGGAUCAGCGCCUUCAAUGCCCGGACAGACCUACCGAUGACAGCCCAUCGUUAACGUGUUUGUAGAGAAGAGCUUAACAGGUGCAGUGCUACUGCUGGCUGUCGGCUCACUAUGGCCCAGAACCAGGUGAUCCUGCAGUUCCGCUUUGCCACAUUUGGGGACUCGAUGCUGCAGAAGAUGAACCUCCUACGACACCAGAGACGUUUCUGUGAUGUCACUGUGCGCAUCAACCAGCUGGAGGUCCCUGGUCACAAGGUAGUGUUUGCCGCUGGCUCGUCUUUCCUGAGGGACCAGUUCAUCCUUCAGCAGGACUCCGGGGAGGUCCAGAUCUCCAUGAUCCAGGAGGCGGAGGUAGGCCGGCAGCUGCUGCUGUCCUGCUACACAGGGCAGCUGGAGUUUCCGGAGCUGGAGCUGGUGCAUUACCUGACAGUGGCCAGCUUCCUCCAAAUGGGCCACAUUGUGGAGCAGUGCACCCAAGCUCUCAGCAAGUUCAUUAAACCUCAGCCUGCACGCCAGCUGGAGCUGGAUGUGGGGAUAAGUAGGGAGAAGAAGGAGGAGGAGGGGUUAUCCUCCCAGGCCCAGAGAGAACAGGAGCACUCCCAGGUCCGGACUGUCCAUCAAGAGGGGGGGGAAGUGGUGCAGGUUGGGGACGACAACAAUGACGAUAAUGAUGAUCCAGAGGAUGACGAUGAGGAUAUGAUCAUACAGCCGGUGUCCCCUCUUCAUAACUUAGGCAGACGUCCAAAGCAGGGCGUGGUGGAGAGCGACAUCACUAUCAUAAAAGUGGAGUCUGUGUCUGACGUAGCAGAAAACUCCAUCGCUGGUCACUUCCCCGCCAGUCCACCUCCUGCCCUUCACUCUCCUGAGCCCCAGCACUCCCUCAUAAACUCUACCGUUGACAGCCGUGGCAGUGAGAUGGCGGCUCCGCCCGGCGGGACCGGGUACACGCUCAGCCCCCCACCUGCAUACCCUCCGGCAGAGAAACACAGUGUGCACCAGAGGAACUACGACAAACCCCUCCAGUGGUACCACCAGUGUCCAAAGUGCUCGCGGGUCUUCCGCCAGCUGGAAAACUACGCCAACCACCUCAAGAUGCACAAGCUGUUCAUGUGCCUUCUGUGUGGCAAGACCUUCACGCAGAAGGGCAACCUGCACCGGCACAUGCGGGUCCACGCUGGCAUCAAGCCCUUCCAGUGUAAAAUCUGUGGGAAGACCUUCACGCAAAAGUGUUCUCUGCUGGAUCACCUCAACCUGCACAGCGGGGACAAGCCACACCGCUGCAACUACUGCGACAUGGUUUUUGCUCACAAGCCAGUUCUCCGCAAACACCUCAAACAGAUCCACGGGAAGAACAGCUUUGACAACGCAAACGAAGGCAACCUGCACGACGGCGGGCUUGACUUUGAUUUUGGGCAAAUAUGAACUCUGUGGACCUUUAUUUUGUUUUUUUAUAGAAGCUUUAGUAGACUUUCCCUCAGAUGGAACAUUAGAAUCCUAAAUUUAGAAGUUUGAGAAACUGACACAGUUUAUACAAAGCUGGAGCACAGAAGCUGUUCUUCUCUGUGUGAGAAGCCAUUGAUUGUAUUAUUGACAAUUGGCAGAUGAACAUGGUGGCUGGUUUCCUCCAGCCUCAUCCUGAUGGGUUUAACUGGAGAAUGCAACAUGAAGGGAGACCUUUUCCUCAUCCUACAUUUAACUGUAGCUUCAUUACUGUGGACAGUUUUUUUUAAAUGUUUUUUUCUACAACACGUUGUAGAUGCCUUCAUAUUGUACUUGAAAAUUCAGCACUGAAACACUAAAUAUAUAGACUGUACUUCAUUAGUUUUAUUGAUGAAUUAGCAUGUCUUUAUGUUACGCUGUCCAAUGAGAAAAGAACGUUGAUAAUGAAAAAGAUCCCUAUGUAUAUUGUGUAUACAGUCUACUGUAGCCUUUCUUCCUUUCUUACCUGUGUGAAUAUGACAACAUGGACUUAAUAACUUAAAGAAACUUGAAACACGGUGGUUAGGAAAAAUAUUUUAUUGAAGGCAAGCUACGCCAGUGACCAACACAGAUGCCAAAGUGUCUAAGUGAACUGAAAUGGUUCUUUUAUACAGAAUUUAUAUCUGAGGUACUAUUGGACCAAAGUUACAAUGUAUCUGUCUUGUGUUCACAAAAAUCAAUGUGUGUUAUGAAAUUAAAAACUGACUCUUAAUCAGU